Molecule: messenger RNA, 618 nt
Organism: Orussus abietinus
Lineage: Eukaryota; Metazoa; Arthropoda; Insecta; Hymenoptera; Orussidae
Source: RefSeq, a predicted model, not a curated record
AGAGAGUCGCAGAGAUUGAGAGAGAGUUUGGAGCUGCAGCUGGUCGGCACCCAAGUGGAGGAGGCCUUGGCAGGGGACGGACAGGCCGCGCUUAUUCAACAUUUGGAUUUUGCAAUCGGAGCCCUGGAAGCGUUAAUGCAUCAUGUACGCUCAUUGCAAAUCUCCCACGUGGCAGCCCAUCGGGUCCUCGACCUAUCUCAACAGCUUGUCCUUCCUUUUCCCGGGAAAAGUGUCGACUUUGCCGCUCUACUACAACAGGCGGAAGCUCGCAAGGAGAACAGACUGUUACUCCUUCGAGAGGCGAUGGAGAACUGCUCGAAAAACGUCGCCAUUUCCAAACAACUGCAAAACGCUAUGGAGGACCACAGGACGAGAAAGGAGAACUUCCAAAUCGCCGCCAGGAACUUUAAGAAUUUACUGGUCAACUCGAAACUCUCCAUUUCGCAGAUGGAGAAGCUGCGCCGUCAGUACGAUGAUAUCUUGAGGGAAUACCAGGAAAGUAGACGCGUUUUAGAUCUGGAAUUGCCGAAAGUCGUAAGGACGUACGUUCUCGUAAUAUGGCGUCGCCUUAAGGUGAAGUGAAACACCCUUCAAAUCAGUCGAUUCGAAUACAACACU